CUUAAAGGUUAAUAGUCUACAGUCUAUAUUGAUGGCCUCAAUUUUACCUUGAAAAAUCAAUACUUGUGAUAGUGCAUUUGUUGGUUAUAUUUUCCAUUGUUCUUGAUAUUUUGUUUUUUAGUCUUUAUAUUUCUAUUGAAGGAAUCUAAUUUACAUUUUUAAAAAAUAAUAAUUGAGAGAACAAAUCAAAAGUGAGCUUGAGUCGGCCAAUGUUGUGUUUGGAUAUGAUACCUGCACAUUUGAGGACAGAGUGAUUUCAACCAGAGACAUGGGCAAGAAGCUCAAUCUGACUCACUUGAGUGAGGAGGAAGUCAAUCAAAUCAUGGGAGUGAUUCAGAAAGAUUUUCAAGUGCGACGAGAAGAGAAAAAGAAAGUUAGCGAACUGCAGACUGAACUGGUCAAAGAACAAACCAAGAUCCAAGUGCUCAAGGAAAGGCCGGAGUUCAAUUCCACGCACUGCAUAAUUUGUCUGGAGACAUUUGGGCUUUUAGUCCGCAGGAAGCGCUCCUGUUAUAAGUGCAAGGUCAAGGUCUGCUCCAAGUGCUCUGUUCCCAGGCCCAAAAAGUCUGGCCAGUUUGUUUGUCCAGUCUGCAUUAAAGAAAAAAACUUCCAGAUCUUGUCCAACCAAUGGCUGUAUGACAGCCACACUGUCUCUGACAAACAUUUUGGAAGUUCUCAAGUCGUCAGAUAUCUGUAUAAGAAAAAUUCCUUCAGUACUUCGGACACUGACGCAGACAGCGGUUACCUCCCGUCAGCCUCCAACUCAACCAGUGCCCACAGAAAACAUCGCCCACGAUUGGAUGAAGUAUUUGACAUACGAAUGACAGAUGACUCAUCGACAGAACUUGACCAUCGGCAAGCUAGACAAGAUCAGCCCGUCUCAAGAGCUGUCUCUCUUGAGAGCCUUGUGGGCCAAGGCCAGCAAACCCGGUCCGUGACCCCUGUUGCCACUCAAACCACAGACCUAGGGAAGCCGACCUACUUGGAUAGCGCCACCGGCACAGACGUAGCGCGCGAGUCCCGGGUGUCUGCCGCAGUUGGUACCGAACAGAACGGCGACGUCCGGAGGAGGCAUCGGAGCUCAUCUGCCGGAAGAGAACCAAGACAUAAGACUCCAGAAUUGGGCGCUGAGCGUAACAGACGCAAGGACAAAGACACAGAAGUUCUCUACAGAGAAGCUCUUGAAAGUGCCAAGAGGGCAGAAGAGUUCAAGUUCAGGGUCAAAUUUGACCAUCUUCUGGUAGAGCUCCAUCAGACAAUCCAUGACAAGGAUGGAUUAGCUUCCUGCUUCACAUCACCUGCCUAUGGGGAGGUGAUGCUGAUAUUUAGAGACAAAGUCAAAGAACUACUGAAAAGUUUUACACAAAGACUAACUCUUGCUCAUGAAAGUUUUGAUCCCAAUGCAGCAUUAGAAACAACUGUGCAGCGAGUCAAGCAAGAUGUUUCUAAGUUUAUAGAAGAUCUGAUUGGUGAAACUUUAGAUCUGACAUCAGAGGAGGCUGUUUCUGAUCUAUCCUCUCUCUCUGAUGAAGCAAUUAACGACACAAACUCAUUUGAAGAUCUCAAAGCUCAGGCUGUUGUUACCAAGCUAUUGGAAAAUCAUCGCCGGGAGGUUAGUGGCCUAGCCGAUGAAGUAAGCUCUCAUUGGAAAAUAAUUGGAAAUUCAAAUCAUAUAAAUAGUCAUGAACACCUUGAACAUAAUAGCAUCAGUGGCACUGGCAGCCUCAUCACUGACAGUCUUGUGAAUGGCUACCACAACUCUGAGAAGGCAAUCCUGCCAGUGAGAAACUCCCUUGUACAUAAAACAGAUCUUACAAAUGAUUCACAAACUGUCCAUGACAAUGUCCAGUUACUAAACAAUAAAAACAGUUCACAAGAUAACUUUCAUUCUGUUGACAAACCUGAUGAAAAUGAUGCUUUGGAUGAGACAGACAAUAAUAAUCAACACGAUGAAGUUGACAUCGAGAAAGAUUUUGAGGAGCUGAAAGAGUUUGUGCGUAAAACCCAAACUGCUGUCCGGCCCAAGGUAGAAGCUGUUGAGUUUGAUGACUCACAGCUCUGUGAGGUGAGAGAGGAGCCACUUGCCCAGUCAAAGAUUGACCACAAUGAAACCAGGGAAGAGUUCCUGACCAGGUACUCUGUUUUUGAUAAAGUCCACAAUACAGAGACAGACUUCUCCCAGUUUGAGAACAUUGACUUCUUCUCCAAUGAAAUUGAUCCAGAUCUCUUGUCAAUGAAUCUUGAAAUUAUUCCAGAGGAAACUGAAGAGGAGCUAGAGCAGGAGGAAGAUGAGGAAAAGAAAUGGAGAUCUAAUUGGAUAUUUAAGGGAAGCAAUCAAAAUGACAGCAUGGGAAGACAAGUCAACAAAACCAUCCCAAGGCCAGAGAUCAGUUACAUGCCCAAGAUUGCUAGCAGGAAUAUUGAGUAUAUGUCAGAGCCUGAUCUAUUCAGUCCUUCUGACCUGGAUGGAUCUGAUGAUGAAGAGAAUACAUACUAUGCAAACACCUCUAAGGAACUGGCUAGGAUCUCCAGCCAACGAAACAAGUACAGAUCUGGCAACACAAGUGAUGACUCUGAUUUCAGUGUGAAGUUGAGAUCACCUCUGAGGCUGUAUGAUGACAAUGCUCAAGAUUUUUUAGAUGGCCCUUCAACUCGUGUAGAUGGUCCUCUAAUUGCUCCAACCAAACAGGAAUUGAAGUUCCUCCAAGAUCUCAUACCUGCAGAUAAUGACGAUCCAAAAUUUGUUGUGCCCCCUGAAAGUGUAACUAUUCAAGAAGGAGAACCUGUCAAAUUUUCCUGUAGAGUUACAGGCACACAACCCGUUGAUGUUUUCUGGUACAGAGAAGGAGAAGAAGUUGAAGAGUUUGAAGAGUCUGAGGAUGUGGAAAUCUCAAACAGUGGAGAUAAAUAUAAUAUCACACUUUACAACAUCAGUAAAGCAAUGGCUGGACAGUACAUGUGUAUUGCUUUGAAUGAAAAGGGGAAAGCCACACAAUAUCUAGUGGUCACUGUUAAAAGUAAUAAGCAUGAUUUAAAGAAACCAGAAUUUAUCAAAGGGUUAAAGGAUGUGGAAGUUACUGAAGGUCAGAGUGUUAAAUUUAGAGUCAAGGUCAAAGGUUACCCUCCUCCAAGGAUAAGCUGGUAUAAGGAUGGAACAUUGCUUAAAAGUUCAAAGACAUGUAGGCUAGAAAAAUUUGGCAAUCGGGAUUACAUCCUUACUAUUGAUUAUGCAACAAUGAAUGAUGAUGCUGAGUAUACAGUCUGUGCACGCAAUGUAGCUGGGGAGAUAAAGGCUUCAGCUCAAGUCAUUGUAGAGCCUCAGACAGACGCACCAGUUAAAAAACAAAGGCACUCAUCAAUGACAACCUCAGGGGCAUCAGACUCCGAUUCUGACAAAAUGUCCUCCAGAUCAAGUCUUUUAAAAUCUUACUUAUCAUCAGCUCCCAAAACUUCAACAGCUGCCUCAAGAAAUCUCAGUCUUGAUCAAGAAAAUCUGCUUCCUGUCAACCACCUAGACAGUAAACUAAGUUUAGCACAAAGGAAUAUUGAAGAAGAGUCUGAGAAAAUGAAGGAGGAUGCAAAAAGGGAUCAGUCAACAAAAAAUUCCAGAUUGUUCUCCCCUAGUACAUUAAACCUACUGGAGGCAGCAGAAGAAAUAAUUCAACAAGAGAAAUCAUCAUCUGACAUUACGAUUGGCAAGUUGCCAGACCAGUAUGAAUCUUUUUCAGGACACAUCACAGAUCAUUUACAGGCAGUAGUAGAUGAUUUAGGACUUCCAGACACUCUGGAUGAUUUCCCACUUUCUAGUCAUGCACCAAUACAGGAUGCACCAGUCAAAUCAACUUUAGAGUUCUCUAUUCGAAAAACGAAACCAGUUGAUGCUGUGGCAUCCUUAUCACCCAAGGAAAUCAAUCGGCCAAAAUCUGAACAUUUUACCAAAUUAUUAGUCAGCAAUGGAGACCAUUUGACCAAGUUGGUACCCAAUAAUCUCCCAAGAAGAGAUUUUAAUCAAAAUGAUACAAUAAACAUAAUCAAUACCUCCUUCGACAGCGGGAAAGGAGCAUCGCUCCAGGAUAUCUCUACCUCACUAGCAAGUUCAUUUUCUUCCAACUCUAGCUCUAGGGACAACAUAGAGUCGGACCUAGAACAGGCAAAAGCUCCUUUCACAAAACUUUCUUUCAGUAGGGACUUUGAAGUUCAACAGAACUCUGAGAAGAAAAAGUGGUCUGUGAAUUUGGAUCCCUUUUCUCCACAAGCUGAAAUUGUCAACUUACCCAAUUCUAUUAAUAAGCCUACAAUUGAGGUCAACAAUGUGGAUAUCAAUCUCACUAGCAUCAAAGGGGACAGUCAAGCAUCUUCUCCUCGCCAGUCAAUUGAUUCUGGUGUGUCUGUCAGCUCCAAGUUGGAGCGACCAGCUCCUGUUCACAUGGUUGGCCACACCAGUGAAGAUGAAGUGCCAGAAAGUAGGACAGAGUUCAACACUGAUGGAAGUAUUGAGCUUCCAUCUGUCAAUAAACUGCGAGCCAUGUUUUCCAAUGUCAAAGAAGAAGAUCUGGGUGAUGGCAAUUUCAAAAGGGGCGAGUCAGCUCAUCAAGUAAGUCAUUUCCUUGCCUCAUGUAUAGUUAACAAGGUGCAUAGUAUUACAGCUAGAAGUGUACCCAAAGAAAAACUGGAGAAGCUGCGAGCAUCAAAUCAAAAGACAGAGCUUUCAUCUUCAACUCCAAACUUGCUCUGUGUACCUGGAGAGACGCCCAAAGUUUCCUCAACUGCCACACUGAAAUUGGGCAGCUCAUCCACUUCCAUCUCAUUUCCUGUCCCACUGGCUCCAUCCACUCUUGACACUGGCAAGCAACAACCACACACAUUAACCUACAUUGAUGUGAAAGCUGACAAAGAGCCUGUGCUAAUUUACCCAGAGACUGACAUCACUGCCUCUCAGCAGCACCACCCUCACCUUCUGACUUCCAUGAAGGCAGUGAAGGCUCCACAGCCUCCAGUGAACAAUCAGGGCUCACAGCCUAAACUCCUCAUACACACUCCUGCAUCCAAAGAUGCUGAUACAGUGAAGAAAAGCACGCCCAGGAUCAAAAGUGGAUGCAUUUCUGCAAGGACAGCAUUUUGGGAGCGUAAAAUGAUUGAUGGCUCUUCUGUGAAUGACAAUGAAUUCCCUGAUAUGUUAGAGGAUGGUGAUUCAUAGACUUGUUAAAUAAAAGAGCCCCCCAUCCUCUAGAUUUUGGACCACCCUACAAAAGAAGCAACUCAUCUUAAGCAUUCCAACAAAGGAAAUUAAUUCUACUAUUGAGAGCAAUUGGGUGUGUGACAAUAUACAAAUCUUCUCUCACACCUAAAAAAAAAACAACUCCAUAAACAACAAGUGAAUUAGAUGUAAAUCUUGUUCAGAAUAUGUUGAUCAGGUGCUACUAAAUUAUUUUUCACUUAUUCUGCAAUUUCCUCUGAGCUUCUAUUACUCAAUGUAUUCCAAGGAUUAGAUUUCAAUGAUUGUUUAAUGUGUUCACUAUUUGAAAGCAAUUGGUGCAUUAGUUUUAGCAGCACUGGUUGGACUUUUAGAAAUAGCUUUAGAAUCCACAGCCCCAUUUCAUCUUAUAACUUAGAUUUAUUAAUGUAACUUUUUAUACAUAAUUUUUUAUUCAAUUGUAGUUGUCUGUUUCUAUUUUUAUAAGAUUAUGAAUGUAAAGGUUGCAUACAAAUACUUCAGUUUUGAACAAACAAUUUCAUUGUAAGAAAAUAUUUCUAUUAAGUAAAAACUUGAUUUAGGCAUUAUCAAUUAAAGGUUGAACCAUAAAUACAAUAUAAUAUGUUAUAUAAUUAAAACAUUAUAUCUCCCAUUCCAAAGAUUAACAAUAAUUGCAUCUAUUUAUUUAUAAAACUCUUUAGCGGAAAUAGUGAAAGAUGUAGUCUGUUCAAGAUAAAGAUUUUCUAGCCUUCUAGCCAAAUUAAAAUUUUUUUUUUAUACUUUGAAAAAUUAAAAAAACUAGAGUUUUCCAAGUAUGUACAGAUAGCUAGUAUUUUUUUUCCCCCAAAGAUAUACACCAAACCAAAUUUCUAGGAAAAUCAUUAGUCAUUUCAAGAUCUGUGUCCAGGUUCCACCUAGGUUUUGCCCAUGAAUGUGCAAGCUGAAUGGAGGAAUUGUAAAAAAAAAAGCUAGCGCUAACAUUUCAAAUGCUGCAUUCAUUCAGAACUAAUAUGGUUCAAUUAACAGAAAGGUACAAAAUGUGAGACAGAAGAAAUAUAGGCAAACAUUGUUCAAAUUUAAAAUGAUUGUUUUCUUGUUUUCACAAUUCUGAUCUUUUCACUAUUUAUGCCAGUGUGUAUCUUGCUACUGUGAAACAUAUUAAAUGUGAUGAAAUUUUAGAUUAAAUGCACCUAGUUUUAAUAAAAAAACAAAAAAACUUUAAUUAAAUGAAAGGUUGAUAAACGGAUGACUAGGUUUAAUAGCUAUAAGUUAAAGAUUUAAAAUAAUUGGUCGAUAAGUCCCAAACUUAGAACUUAAAGUAUAAUUUAUUUGUACAUAGCUGAAAUUUUAAAAUAAAAUAGUGUUUUUUUUUAAAGAUACAAUACUAUUAGCUACAUGUGUAGUAAUUAAAUAGUGAAAGCAAAUACUCAUUCUAAUAUAUGUGUAACAGCUAGAUCUAAUUUUAAAUACUAAUAUCUUUGAUAUAUUUCUACGAUAUUGUGUAUUUACUAAGUAUAAUAUAAAUUUUACUCCUUUUAAUGUAUUUUUAAUAAUAGUCUAUGCAUUACAAUUUUUAUCCUAUAUAAAGUAUUUUGAUUUUAAGGUGAUUUGAAUGUAAUCAGUUGAAUCAUCACACUUAAUCCAUUAUAGCCUCUAUUUAUGUUCAAAAUGUUAAGCCUUUGCACCACUAGUAAUUGUCUUUAAGAAAUUUCUCUUGGUAAAUGUUAAUAAUGAAUCAAAAUUGACUAUUCAAUAUGAUUCUAAAUGGGUAAAGGCCAAUAAACAAGCAUCAACUAAUAUGUAUUUUUCAGUGAAUUUUUUAAUAUUUGUAUGUGCUACAAAAAGCUUUUCCAAGGUUUAUGUAAUGAAACAUGUAUGGUCCAUCUCAAUGCAGAAGUUUUUAUUAAAACAAAGCAGAAUAUUUGAAUUUGGGAGAGCUAUUUAAAGGAUAGAAUGUUUUAAGUUGGUAAGAUUGAACAGAAAAAACAACAAGUUAUUUUGCAAGUCUUAAGAAUGCAGAGUUCAUGUUGUCUUGUUAGCAAAUAAAAUUAUCAUGAAAUCAUAAUACCUUUCAACAAUGUGUCAAUAAUAUUCACUUAUUUAUUUUUAUUUCUUUCAACGUUUACAUCAAGAAGUUAUAUUUAUUUUUUCUUUACUAGUUUUUUUUUUUGUUCCAAUGUUUUUAAGCUAGCUGUACACUAUUUGUUAUAAUGUUCAGGCCAUACAAUGAUGCAACUACUUAAACAUGUAUGACUGUAAAGCAAGUUUGUUCUUUUCAUCUAAAUGGAAGCCUACAAUUUAUUUUUAUGUAGCUGCAAUAUUGUAAAAAGUUAGAUGCAAUAUGUUUACUAAAAAUGUAACAUUUAACAGUAUAAUAAUAUCUGUGUGGAACAAAGAAAUAUGUUAAUUAGAUUCAAAAUGGAUAUACUUUUUAGUUUGUUGAUUGAAAGUGCCUUAUCACAUUUGAUUUCCUUGACCAUAACAACUGUGAGUUGGCAUUGUGGGAUAUCAAAUUUGAUUUCCUUGACCAUAACAACUGUGAGUUGGCAUUGUGGGAUAUCAAAUUUGAUUUACUUGACCAUAACAACUGUGAGUUGGCAUUGUGAGUUGUAAUGAAGGGCAUCGUUGAAAUGCACAAUCUCUUUGACAAAGUUUUGAAGAAAAAUCUUUAGAAGUCCACCCUGAUCUCUUCAUGAUUGUUCAACAGGCGGGAUGCAACAAUUUUGUCUACAGUUUUACUUUGAAAAUAAUCUGUUUCACCUUUUUCUCAACUCUCUAAAAAGACAUGAUUUUUGUUGUCAUAUAAAUUGAAAAUGUAAAUGAAUCAGUGGCCUGUUUUCCUGAUAAUUCAUUAACAAAGUUAAACAAUUCUUACACUAUAUCCAAUUCCAAUAGUACAAUUGCCAAAAAUGGUCUUUGAAAUUAAUGUAUGAAAAGAAUUACUAGAUUGAAAAUCACCAUACUUAGCAAUUCUAUCUUUUACACUAAGUAGUAGGGUAAUCAUCUAGAAUUUAAAUUCAUUUUAAAUAAUAAACAAACAAAAAACAACAACUUAUAAUUUACAGAUGGUGCAAAUAGAAUAAUUGUAUACAAAAAUAGAUUUAGUGAAUAGUUCUGCCAGCAGCUUGCAAUAAAAUGCAAUCGCUUCCCACGGAUGGUUGUAUAAAUGUUUUUCCAAUGUAAUUUUUAGAUCUCAAAAUCAUGUUGUAAGUGUACACCAGUUUAAAUGUAAAAGGGAAAUAAUUGACAAUAAUUAAGGCAUUACUAAAUUUAUCAUUAUUAUGUCCCAUCUUUAACUUUUUUUUUUAGAUUGUAAGAUAGAUCUCUAUAAAAAAAUUUGGUAUUUGAGUAUUAAUUUUAGUGGAAUGUUAAAACAUUUGAUUUGUCUGUUUGAGGGGUUUUAGCUGUAAGACUAAGACUGCGUUAUGGAUCCUUAUGGACAACAAACAGAAACAUACACAUACAUAGAACAGACACAACACAAAGAGUUCAUUCAGCGACUACAUGCUGGAAUGUAAUUAUCUUCAAUUUAUUAUGUAAUUUUAAAUAGAUCUGGAAAAUAAAAAUGUAUAUUUUGACCAAUCAUAUUUUAUUAGCUACCUUAUUGUUACUGUAUUUUCACUCAUAAUGAUAUAAUAAUUGUUAUUAUAUAUAUUAUAUAUAUAUAUGUUGUUUGAAAAGUUUAGGGCGCUGAAAUAUUUCACUUCAGACUCCUAAAACUAUUAUAACUAUUAUGUGGUUUAGCAGCUAAAACAUCAUUUUUAGUCAUUUCUUCAAGUGAAAUUAUGUCUGUACUUUGUAUGAUUCCAGUUGUUACAUAUCAUUGUUAUUACCACUAAAACUCUUAUCAUCUUAAAGCUUCCAUCCUGCUACUCCAUUCAGUUCUUGUUCUAGUGUAUACUUCAUUGAUAACACAGAAGCCAAAGAUAUGUAUAACUUUAAAUGGUGUACAGUGGUUAUGUACGGGGGACUGUUCAUUGUUUCUAAUUGUUGUUUUGUAUUCAGCUCCUAUUCAAUCAGGUUUGCUAUUGCAUUGUUGGAAGAAGGCAUUUGGUUUGUUUGCAUUGUAAAUACAUCAUAAUUCCAAGUACUUUGUUUCAUAAUGUUAAUAAUACCUAUGCACUAAUAUUAUAUUGAUUUCUCUUGUAAUAUAACUGAAUGUGUUAUAAAAUAAAACACUAUUUUUUCAUGAACUUGAAAUAAAUACUGAAGUGAAUAACUUUCA
This is a messenger RNA of Biomphalaria glabrata, 9419 nucleotides long. RefSeq lists its product as uncharacterized. The record is from RefSeq and is a predicted model, not a curated record. The transcript is spliced from 21 exons. Lineage: Eukaryota; Metazoa; Mollusca; Gastropoda; Planorbidae. Bases 269 to 5197 code for a protein of 1642 amino acids. Gene Ontology annotation, biological process: intracellular protein transport. Gene Ontology annotation, cellular component: cortical actin cytoskeleton. Gene Ontology annotation, molecular function: small GTPase binding; myosin binding; actin binding.